This is a messenger RNA of Ipomoea nil (Japanese morning glory), 1191 nucleotides long. RefSeq lists its product as uncharacterized. The record is from RefSeq and is a predicted model, not a curated record. Bases 1 to 1191 code for a protein of 396 amino acids. The transcript has 2 exons. NCBI's taxonomy places the organism in Eukaryota, Viridiplantae, Streptophyta, Magnoliopsida, Solanales, Convolvulaceae.
AUGGUUGUCACGUUAAGAAGUGGUAAGAUAUUGAAUGAAAUUAUGAAAGAAAAUGAACCCAUGAGGGUUGAAAAAGAGAGUGAUAAAGAAGAGGAACAAGUGCCUAAAGAGAAUUCUAGUGAUCAAAACCCCACUUCUUCUACAGUAAAACCUUAUGUACCCCCCAUUCCAUAUCCACAAAGGUUACAAAAGAGGAACCAGGAUAAUAACUUUAAAAGAUUUUUAGAGGUUUUUAAAAAAUUGCAUAUUAAUAUUCCUUUUACAGAAGCACUUGCCAAUAUGCCAUCUUAUACCAAGUAUAUUAAGGAAAUUGUGUCUAAUAAAAAGAAAUUGGAAGAGUUUGCUACUGUGCACCUAAAUGAGGAGUGUAGUGCUGUUUUGCAAAGCAAAUUACCUCCUAAGUUAAUGGAUCUAGGAAGUUUUUCUAUUCCUUGCACUAUUGAUAAUACUAUUGUUGAUAUAUGUUUAUGUGAUCUAGGUGCCUGUAUUAACUUUAUGCAUUUAACUCUUUUCAAUAAGAUGGGAAUAGCUGAAAUGAAGCCGACAACAAUCUCUCUUCAACUUGCUGAUAGAUCAGUCAAAUACCCACUUGGAGUAGUGGAGGAUAUCUUGGUAAAAGUUGGUAAAUUUUUAUUUCCUGCUAAUUUUCUGAUUCUUGAUAUGGGUAAUGAUACAGAUACAUCUCUUAUACUUGAAGAAGAAUUUGUUAAGCAUUCACCUAGUGAAACACCACAUCAACUUGAACUUAAACCACCUUCAUUGCGGUUCAAAUACGAAUUUUUGAGUAACAAUGAUACUUUUCUUAUGUUUUCUUAUGCUCAUUUACUUCAUGCAAAAGAAGAGAGAUUGUGGAGAACAUUGACUAAAGCUUGGCAUGACAAAAAUAAUUUUUGGAGAGAAUUCAAUGUUGGGCAAGAAGUUUUGUUGUCUAAUUCUUGUCUUAAGCUUUUUCUAGAGAAAUUGAAGUCUAGAUGGUUUGGUCCUCUCAUGGUCACUAAAGUUUGUUCCUAUGAGGCCAUAGAGAUUGAAAGAGAGAAAAAGAGACCAUUCAUGGUUGCUUCACCAAAAGGCAGCUCCGGAAGAAACUGGCAACUAACAGGGAAGUUUCCUGUUUAUUUCAUUUUCUCAUACUUGCUUUUAUAUUUAACAUUGAGGACAAUGUUGAGUUUGAGUGUGGGGAUGGGAAAGUAA